AUGGCUACCGUACCACCUAUGGGUUGGAUGACAUGGCAACGAUUUCGAUGUCAAAUUGAUUGUCUGAACUACCCAGAAGGUUGUAUCAGUGAGAAAUUGAUUAAACGCACAGCCAAUAGACUAGUAUUAGAUGGUUGGAGAGAUGUGGGUUAUCGUUAUGUAAUAAUAGAUGAUUGUUGGCCAGAAUGGAAACGAGAUUCUAAGACUAAUGAAAUCGUUGCAGAUAAUAAACGAUUUCCUAACGGUAUUAAAAGUGUUGGACAAUAUUUACAUUCUAAAAAUCUACGAUUUGGCAUAUAUCUGGAUUAUGGAACACGAACAUGUGAAGGUUAUCCAGGAAGUAUGAAUUAUUUGGAAGUGGAUGCCAAAAGUGUGGCUAAAUGGGAAGCUGAUUAUGUAAAGAUGGAUGGAUGCAAUAGUCCAGAAAACAUUAUGCCAGAUGGUUAUGGAAAGUUUUCUAAAUUAUUGAAUGCAACUGGUAGAGCAAUGGAGUACUUGUUAAAUGGUUCUCUUCAUUACUAGAUAGCAUUUGCAAUUUCAUUGCCUUUAAUUAUCAUAUGAAACCAAGUGUUGUGAUAGGCGACCAAUGUGUUUGUACCACUAAAUAUUUUAUCAUUCAGCACUGGUUGUAGAUAUGUUGGAUACUCAUCAAGUACUCUCACGAAGAGGGAUAAAACACUGACAUCUAUGUUCCUGCGAAAUAAACGUCAGCUGAAUUCAGUCGGUACAAAUAACGUUCAGUAUUUUUCGAAAAAUGUUUGUAUGUAGUCAAAAUUGGGGUCAUUGAUUUUAAAGUUGAAUAUCUAAUCUAGCGAUAAAGCUUUUACGGGCUAACGCCUUCAUCUCAUGUUAAGCCGCAUUUCUGAAAAUGUUCAUCAUCAACCGGACUAUAUAGUAAUGAUUGUCCGAAAAAAAGAUAAAUGGACUAUCCGAUUUGAGGCAACAAAAUCUCAUCGUAUAUUUAAAAAUGUUCGUGAUAUGGUGAUGUACGAAAGUCUUCAUUCCCACCAUUCUUAUGGCUAUACGGAAUACCGC
Messenger RNA from Schistosoma rodhaini, 1035 nucleotides. Lineage: Eukaryota; Metazoa; Platyhelminthes; Trematoda; Strigeidida; Schistosomatidae. The record is from the annotation of a GenBank genome assembly.